Molecule: messenger RNA, 2098 nt
Organism: Priapulus caudatus
Lineage: Eukaryota; Metazoa; Priapulida; Priapulimorpha; Priapulimorphida; Priapulidae
Product: thioredoxin-like protein AAED1
Exons: 4
Coding region: 48-770 (240 amino acids)
Source: RefSeq, a predicted model, not a curated record
AAGUGCUCUGGUCUGAGACCGAAUUAUAUGCCACAUACUACCGCUAGAUGGCAGCACUGUUUGUUUAUAACAUGGACGACGAUGUCAAUAACGCAACAUCUGAAGUCGAAACCUUUAGGAUAAACGCUCAAGUGGAGGACGUAACUGAGCAGAUUAUAGAUAGGGAACCUGGGACGGCAUGGGAGCCAAUAUGUUUCGCGGCAGUAGAGAAUUUGUGUGUCUAUGAUGAGAAUGGUUAUCGCAUUAGAAUGGGCGAUGUCUACAUGAAGCAGAAAACUAUACUCAUCUUUGUCAGGCAUUUUCUGUGCUUUAUCUGUAAAGACUACGUGGCAGACUUGGCAAGAGUUCAGGAGAGAUAUCUCAAGGAGGCAGGGGUGCAGCUCGUUGUGAUAGGCCAUGCACCACACAAGUAUAUAAAACCAUUCCGUGAGCUUACUGGCUUACAUCAUCUGCUCUACUGUGACCCUGAGAGGAAAGUCUAUCAUGAGCUGCAGCUGCGAUCGGCAGAGUUGGUGCAGAAGAAGAGCCCUCACGUGAGAUCGAGUACAGUGCUUGGAAUUCUGAACAGCACAUGGCGAGCCAUGCAGUGUAUGGAGUGGCAGGGAAAUAUAGACCAACAGGGUGGUGCAUUUGUCGUGGGACCUGGUAAUAACGUGCACUAUGCACACAUAGACUAUGGGGCCACAGAUCAUGCUCCCAUCAAUGAGGUCCUCAUGGCAGCAGAUGUGAAGACCAUGGACUUCACCCGGGCUCAGGUCAUCCACAUUUAGCGAGACGAUGGAUAUGACGUGUCAGUUGAUGAGUGCUGGUUAAUGGAUCGUAUACUGACACGACGGUUUAAAUUCGACGUUGAUGUGCCAGAGUGGGCGUUCAGGAAGUGCUCUGAGGGCUGUGUUGGAUUGCAGUACUUAAUGCUGUGAAUUUACAAUGUUCAGUGCCAGAGUGGGUGUGUAUGUCAUCCAUAUGUAACAACAUUUCUGAUCAAUGGCACAGACAACAUUACGGCAAAAUUCUGCAGUAUUUAUAACUGAUGUUGUAUGUAAUAUCACAACAAUCACAUGAAUAACACCUUCGCAUUAUAACUUAUGUGUUGUGCAUACUUCUGCACAAUUUUGCAGCAUUUAUGGGGAUUGCACUUACUGAUUUCUAUGCUUUCUCUCCUAAAUUCAUUAUUGAUCCUUGCGAGAAUAUUAUUCUGUGUGUUUGACCUUGAGUGCUUUAUGGUGUUGCAUCGUUAGAUUAAUUACAGCACGUAAACACGGGUAAAUUUAGUGUUUAGUGUUUACAUAGUGAUGCAAGUGACCACUGGCUACGAUAUGCACUCGCAUAGCAAAUAUUUGCCUAAAGUUAUACUUACAAGUGUACUUCUAGAUGAGAUAUUGUACAAGCACACUUACACACAUAUUAUAUAUUUACAUUCAUACAUAUACAUAUAAUAUAUAUAUAUAUACGUAUAUACUAUAUAUAUAUAUAUAAUUUAUAAUACAAUUUUCCUUUUUAAGAUUAUUGUUUUUUCUGGUGCUGUAGUGAGCACAUGAUGUGCUUCCAGUAUAUACAUUCCCAUAGUUUGUAACAUAUUUACCAAAGUUUCAAGCGUUUAUGAAACCUUCACGAAUUCAAACACAGGCGAUAAGGACAAGUCAAUAUCAAUAUGAUAUAUGAUAUAUGGUCAUACAGAUCAGUACGAUAGUUAUUGAAAUUAUUGUUUAACUAAGAAGGAGAGUAAGUAAAACGAUUCACGUACAUUGUUUGGUACUUUACCAGUGAAUGUAGAAUCCCGAAAAAUCCAUUAUUGAGAUGUAAUGCUUUUAUCAGGGCAGGCAAUAUGGCACAUCGUGUCUCCGUCACUGUGUUUGUGUAUGUGUGUGUGCGUGUGCGCGUGUGUGUAUAUGCGUUUGCAUGUGCGUGUGCGCGUGUACGUGUAUAUGCGCGUGCGAGUGUAUGUGUGUGUGCGUGCGCAUGUUCACGCGCGUGUGUCUGAGCUAAAAGUCACGGCUGGCUCCACGCAAUUGCACUGAGUUAUUCCUCACUCUUGAUCCUCCUCCUUGACUCCUCCUCCCACUCCACCUCCUUCUCCUCUCCCUCCUCCUUCCUCAUU